Zea mays is the source of this 1954-nucleotide messenger RNA. RefSeq names its product Protein ELC-like. Lineage: Eukaryota; Viridiplantae; Streptophyta; Magnoliopsida; Poales; Poaceae. The transcript has 2 exons. Gene Ontology annotation, molecular function: ubiquitin binding. Gene Ontology annotation, biological process: protein transport; protein modification process; endosome to lysosome transport. The coding region runs from base 154 to 1371 and encodes 405 amino acids. The record is from RefSeq and is a predicted model, not a curated record. Gene Ontology annotation, cellular component: ESCRT I complex.
GAAGGAGAAGGAAAAAAAACCCGCCCUCCCCUCCCGCACCGCACCCCAGCAAGGCAGGCAGGCAGGCCAGCCAGAAUCACACGACACACGCAUACAGUUUUAGUUUGUUCAACUACACACGCAAAUCGGAAUCGAAACCCUAUCUCGGAUCCGAUGGCUCGUUCGCCGCCGCCUUCUUCGUCGGCCGGCGGCGCGCAGUACGCGCAGCAGUUCCUCAACACGGCGCUCUCCCAGCGGGGCCCGUCCGCGCUGCCGUACGCCGAGGACGUCAAGUGGCUCAUCCGCAACCACCUGGUAGCGCUGGCCGAGGCCUUCCCCUCCCUCCAUCCCAAGGCCGCCCUCUUCACCCACAACGACGGCCGCGCCGCUCACCUCCUCCAGGCCGACGGCACCAUCCCCAUCCACCACGCCGGUGCCUCCUACAACCUCCCCGCCGUCAUCUGGCUGCCCGAGCCCUACCCGCGCUCCCCGCCGCUCGUCUUCCUCUCCCCGACCCGAGACAUGGUCAUCAAGCCCCACCACCGCCUCGUCGACAGCUCCGGCCUCGUCGCCAACGCGCCCUACCUCCGCUCCUGGGUCUUCCCCUCCUCCAACCUCGUCGACCUCGUCCGAUCCCUCUCGCACCUAUUCGGCCUCGACCCGCCCCUCUUCACCAGGAACCCUCCUGCCGCCGCACAGGCUCCGCCACCGAAUCCCUCGCCGACCCAGCCCCCACCACGGCUCGCCGCCUCCCCUUCCCCCUCCUACAGCAGGCUUGGGGGUGCCGCCGGCUUCCCGGCGUCGCCCCAGCUCGCCCCCCGCCCGCCCCCCACGGAGGACCCCGCCGAGGUCUUCAAGCGCAACGCCGUCGCCAAGCUCGUCGACAUGGCCUACGCCGACGCCGCCGCACUGCGCACCGCACGGGAGGCUGAGGUCGACGCCCUCUUCGCCGUCCAGGCCGAGCUGCGGCACAGGGGAGGCAUCGUCGCUCAAGGUGUGCGCAACAUGGGGGAGGAGAUGGAAGCGCUCGAGCGGCGCCUGCAGGACGUCAUGAUGGCCACCGAUGUUGUGGAGGACUGGGUCAGGCAGAACAACAGGAGAGGCAGCAACCAAGCCACCGAGGACGACGAAGCCAUCGAGCCGGCGGAUGUGCUGUCCAGGCAGAUGAUCCAGUGCACAGCGGCAGAUUUGGCGCUCGAGGACACCAUCUACGCGCUCGACAAGGCAAUCCAGGAAGGAUCCGUGCCCUUUGACGGCUACCUCAGGAGCGUGCGUGCACUGUCCCGUGAGCAGUUUUUCCACCGCGCCCUAUCUGCCAAGGUGCAUAGCGCGCAGCAGCAGGCUAAGGUUGCUAGCAUGGCAGCACGGGCGCCACCGCAGUACGCAUCAUAGGGAUCAUGGGGCAACUAUGUGAAUGCUGGGAACUUUCAAGUUGAUCAGUUCCGAGUCCUGGAUUAUUUUCAGAAGUGUUCUAUCUUAAAAUGGAAUAUGAUUACAUACUAUCUCUGUUGGAAUUGAAGGCUGAUUGCUUUAGUUUAGCCCUUUUUCUCCUCAUUUGUCUUGGCCCCGAGCUAGAUCCCCAGGGAAGGAUAUGAUGCUAGCAUGUCACCAUUGUCUUGUAAGUAGAUUAUAAACAAUGCAAUAACCUGUAUGGUAUUUUGUGCUGAAGAAUUGUAACAUCAACUUGGGGGCGUCGUCAGAAACAUUGCCUUAUGGCUGGAGCCAUGCAGAAAUAUAAGGGAGCGGACCAGAUGUGUUGGAGUAUUUUAGGACAGAAGAAGGCUGGUGAUGUGUCCAAACCAUUCUGGAUUUGACCAUGUCUUUAGAAAUUUAUGGCGUGUUUGAUUUGAAGAAUGAGUUAGUCCAUCAUCUUCUCAUUCAUCACUUUCUUGUUUGGUUUGUGGAAUGAGAUGAGUUUAUCAUUUCAUUCCUCGUAGGCUAAUAAUUAGUAAUAAUAUGAGAAAUGAGUUCGUUC